This is a messenger RNA of Psammomys obesus (fat sand rat), 2029 nucleotides long. It is a transcript of the gene Alox12, whose product is annotated as arachidonate 12-lipoxygenase, 12S type. NCBI's taxonomy places the organism in Eukaryota, Metazoa, Chordata, Mammalia, Rodentia, Muridae. The record is from RefSeq and is a predicted model, not a curated record. Gene Ontology annotation, biological process: lipid oxidation; linoleic acid metabolic process. Gene Ontology annotation, molecular function: arachidonate 12(S)-lipoxygenase activity; arachidonate 15-lipoxygenase activity; linoleate 13S-lipoxygenase activity. Bases 1 to 1986 code for a protein of 661 amino acids. Gene Ontology annotation, cellular component: cytosol; sarcolemma. The transcript is spliced from 14 exons.
AUGGGCCGCUACCGCGUCCGCGUGGUCACCGGGGCCUGGCUCUUCUCGGGAUCCCUCAACCGGGUGGCCCUGUGGCUGGUCGGGGCGCACCGGGAGGCCAAACUGGAGCUGCAGCUGCGGCCCGCGCGGGGCAAGGAGGAGGAGUUCCACGUCGAGGUCCCCGAGGACCUCGGGCCCCUCCAGUUCGUGAAACUGCGCAAGCGGCACGCGGUGGUGGACGACUCCUGGUUCUGCAGCCUCAUCGCCGUCGAGGGGCCCGGGGGCGCGGGGGCCGUGUUCCCCUGCUACCGCUGGCUGCAAGGCGAUGGGGUCCUGAGCCUGCCCGAGGGCACAGCCCGCCUGGCAGGAGCCGGCGCCGCGGCGUUCCAGGAGCACCGGGACCGGGAGCUGAAGGAGCGGCGGCAGACCUACUGCUGGGCCACCUGGAAGGAAGGCUUGCCGCGGACCAUCGCGGCGGACUGUAAGGAGGACCUGCCCCCGAACAUGCGCUUCCACGAGGAGAAGAGGCUGGACUUCGAGUGGACGCUGAAGGCGGGGGUCCUGGAAAUGGGCCUCAAACGCGUCUACACACUCCUGCGAAGCUGGAACUGCCUGGAGGACUUCGAUCAGAUCUUCUGGGGACGGAAGAGUGCCCUGGCUGAGAAAGUUCACCAGCGCUGGCAGGAGGACGAGCUCUUCGGCUACCAGUUCCUCAACGGUGCCAACCCCAUGCUGCUGAGACGCGCCACCUCCCUGCCCGCCAGGCUGGCGCUGCCCCCGGGGACAGGGGAGCUUCAAGCCCAGCUAGAGAAAGAACUGCAGAACGGCUCCCUGUUUGAGGCUGACUUCAUCCUGCUGGACGGAAUCCCCGCCAACGUGAUCGAAGGAGAGCGGCAGUUCCUGGCUGCGCCUCUGGUCAUGCUGAGGCUGGACCCCGCGGGGAAGCUGCUGCCCAUGGCCAUCCAGAUUCAGCCUCCCCGUCCCGGCUGCCCAGCUCCAGCACUGUUCCUGCCCUCGGACCCCCCGCUGGCCUGGCUCCUGGCUAAGAUCUGGGUCCGAAGCUCAGAUUUCCAGCUGCAGGAGCUCCAGUUUCACCUGCUGCACACGCACCUGGUGGCCGAGGUCAUCGCUGUCGCCACGAUGCGGUGCCUUCCAGGCCUGCACCCUGUCUUCAAGCUUCUAGUUCCGCACAUCCGUUACACUAUGGAGAUCAACACCCGAAGCCGGACCCAGCUCAUCUCGGAUGGGGGGAUCUUUGAUCAGGUGGUGAGCACAGGCGGGGGCGGCCACGUUCAGCUGCUCAGGCGGGCGGUGGCUCAGCUGACCUACCGCGCCCUCUGUCCCCCGGACGACCUGGCUGACCGGGGCCUGCUCAGCGUCCCAGGCGCCCUCUACGCUCGGGAUGCGCUGCAGCUCUGGGAAGUGACCUCCAGGUAUGUGAAGGGAAUGGUCCAUCUCUUCUACCAGAGCGAUGCUGUGGUGCAGGGAGACCCAGAGCUGCAGGCCUGGUGUCAAGAGAUCACUGAGGUGGGGCUGUGCCACGCCCAGGACAGAGGUUUCCCUGUGUCCUUCCAGUCCCGGGCUCAGCUCUGCCACUUCCUUACCAUGUGUGUCUUCACGUGCACUUCCCAGCACGCUGCCAUCAACCAGGGCCAGCUGGACUGGUACGGCUGGGUGCCCAACGCUCCUUGUACAAUGAGGAUGCCGCCGCCCACCAGCAAGGACGGUGUGACCAUGGAAACUGUGAUGGGGUCACUCCCUGACGCCCAGAAGGCCUGUCUGCAGAUGACCAUCACGUGGCACCUGGGGCGCCUCCAGCCAGACAUGGUACCUCUAGGACACCACAAAGAAAAAUAUUUCUCAGACCCCAGGAGCAAAGCUGUGCUCAGCCAGUUUCAAGCAGAUUUGGGAAAUCUGGAAAAGGAGAUCACAGCCCGGAAUGCACAGCUGGAGCUGCCCUACGAAUACCUCAAGCCCAGCCGCGUCGAGAACAGCAUCACCAUCUGAGGCAGCGGCGCCUUCUCACCCCUGCUACGACUUUAGACUUUAA